This is a messenger RNA of Zingiber officinale, 1932 nucleotides long. RefSeq names its product heat stress transcription factor A-1-like. NCBI's taxonomy places the organism in Eukaryota, Viridiplantae, Streptophyta, Magnoliopsida, Zingiberales, Zingiberaceae. Gene Ontology annotation, molecular function: DNA-binding transcription factor activity; RNA polymerase II cis-regulatory region sequence-specific DNA binding. Gene Ontology annotation, cellular component: nucleus. The transcript has 2 exons. The record is from RefSeq and is a predicted model, not a curated record. Gene Ontology annotation, biological process: regulation of transcription by RNA polymerase II. Bases 148 to 1563 code for a protein of 471 amino acids.
UAAACUCCUUUGCCGGUUGCCACUUCGAACACCAUCUCUCUCUCUUUCUCUCUUUCUGUGGAUCCUUUCUUCACUCUUCUCCUGAUCGAAUUACUGUUACCCAAACCCUAACGCGCGGCCUUUGUCUGCUUCCGAUAUCGGGAGAGAAUGGUUGCGGCGAAGAACGCCGGUGGAGAGGCUGCGCCGACGGCAGCCACCGUUAAUGCGAACCUAGUCAGCGGCGCGCCACCGCCGUUCCUCAGCAAGACGUAUGAGAUGGUGGAUGACCUCUCUACUGACUCUAUCGUCUCGUGGGGAGAUGCGAACAAUAGCUUCGUCGUUUGGAAUCCGCCCGAGUUCGCGAGGAACCUCCUCCCCAAGUACUUCAAGCACGACAAUUUCUCCAGCUUUGUUAGGCAGCUCAAUACAUAUGGUUUUAGAAAGGUUGAUCCUGAUCAAUGGAAAUUUGCAAAUGAGGGGUUCUUAAGAGACCAGAAACAUCUGUUGAAGACCAUCAACAGGAGAAAAACUACACAUACACAGAACCAACCUCAGGAGUUACAAACACAAAACGCUACUGGGGCAGCAUGUGUCGAGUUAGGUAAGUUUGAAUUGGUGAAGGAGAUUGAGAGGCUUAAGAGGGAUAAAAAUGUGCUAAUGCAAGAACUGGUUAGGCUUAGACAGCAGCAGCAAUCCACUGAUCAUCAUUUGAAGACCUUAGUGCAACGUCUUCAAGGCAUGGAACAUCACCAGCAGCAGAUGAUGUCAUUCUUGGCAAAAGCUAUGCAGAAUCCUGGUUUCCUAUCCCAGUUCGUGCAACAAAAUGACUGCAGUCAGCGGAUAGCUGGGGUUAAUAAGAAACGUCGAUAUCCUAAUCUGGAUAGUACUAAUGUUGAAAACUCACCGCAUGAAGGUCAGAUUAUCAAAUACGAGCUGUUGAUAAAUAAAGCAGCUAAAGCAAUGAUGAUGCAGAUUCUAAAGUAUAGCACAACUCCCAGGCUGGAAUCUGUCAGUGAAUCUAGGAACACUUUGGUCGAUGACAUCCAUUCCUCCGUGGAAACCUUAGAUUGUGAAACUUUGAGGAACUCCAGAGUUACUCUAUCUGAGGUCCCUUCAACAUCUAGUGUUUCUUGCUCUCCUGCUCCCACAGAACAUUCAAUGAUUUUUUCAUCACCUGCUCCAUCAGAGAUUCAAUCUUCUGAGCCCAUGAUUACACCAGCUGAGAUGGCAAAAACAAAUCUGGAACCUGGAAUAUCGGAGGCCAUUGCUCUCAACCAUUCUGAUCCUUUUGCCGCACAAGUUUCCGCAAUGCAAGGUAGGAUACCAAUUGGGGAAGCUAAUGUUACUCAAAAUUUAAGUUAUUCAAUACCCUUGGCAAAGAGCAAUUACGUAAACACCAAUCAUGAAUGUGAUCUGGUUGUUGUUGAAGCUGGAAAGCUCCCUUCUGAUAUUGGUAUGGAUACCUUGAAUGAAGAUGACAAACUUCCAAGUAUAAAUGAUCCUUUCUGGGAGCAAUUCCUAGAAGCAAGUCCACUUUCUGUUGAUCUAGAGUUGGUUGAUUCGAGCAAAAAUGAAGGGAUGUAAGGCCAAAAACUUUGGAAACUUUUGGAUAGCCUCGAGAUAGAUCAAGCAUCAUAGAUUCAGCAAUUCACAUCAGAGGAAAAAAAAAAACUUAUGAUAAUUACAUGUGCAAAUUUGCUUUGUUGGGGCAUUUUUCUCACGUUAUGCUUGUGCUGUGACUAGCAUCUGAGCGCUAUGUUGGUUUUGGUGAACGGCCAAGCGCUUAUCUUGAUAGUCAUAUCUUAAAUAGUCGAGGACUCUAACUUGAUCCCGUUACACUAGUCGUGAGUUUUAUUUAGUCUAUCAGUCUUGCUUUGUGCUUCCAAAAUGUGUUUCGCAGUAGGACUUCUAAUGUGUUGAUACAAGCAUAGUAAUUGCAGAGUAUUUGAAGUA